Choloepus didactylus (southern two-toed sloth) is the source of this 3760-nucleotide messenger RNA. RefSeq names its product apolipoprotein L domain containing 1 (gene APOLD1). The transcript is spliced from 2 exons. Gene Ontology annotation, biological process: lipid transport; lipoprotein metabolic process. Lineage: Eukaryota; Metazoa; Chordata; Mammalia; Pilosa; Megalonychidae. The record is from RefSeq and is a predicted model, not a curated record. The coding region runs from base 10 to 756 and encodes 248 amino acids. Gene Ontology annotation, cellular component: extracellular region; membrane. Gene Ontology annotation, molecular function: lipid binding.
GCCAAGUCAAUGGACAUGGAGAGGCCGGCGGCCCGGGAGCCGCAGGGUGCAGACGCGCUGCGCCGCUUCCAGGGGCUGCUGCUGGACCGCCGCGGCCGGCUGCACGGCCACAUGCUGCGCCUGCGCGAGGUUGCCCGGAGGCUCGAGCGGCUCCGCAGGCGCUCCCUGGUGGCCAAUGUGGCCGGCAGCUCGCUGAGUGCUGCGGGCGCCGUCGCCGCCAUCGUGGGGCUCUCGCUCAGUCCCGUCACCCUGGGGGCGUCGCUUCUGGCGUCGGCCGUGGGGCUCGGGGUGGCCACCGCCGGAGGGGCCAUCACCAUCACGUCCGACCUUUCCCUGGUCUUCUGCAACUCCCGGGAGCUGAGGAGGGUGCAGGAGAUCGCGGCCUCCUGCCAGGACCAGAUGCGCGAGAUGCUGAGCUGCCUCGAGUCCUUCUGCAGCUGGCAGGGCCGCGGGGACCGCCAGCUGCUGCAGUGCGGGAGGAACGCCUCCAUGGCCCUGUACAACUCUGUCUACUUCAUCGUCUUCUUCGGUUCACGUGGCUUCCUCAUCCCCAGACGGGCUGAGGGGGCCACCAAGGUUAGCCAGGCGGUGCUGAAGGCCAAGAUACAGAAACUGGCCGAGAGCCUGGAGUCCUGCACGGGCGCUCUGGACGAACUCAGUGAGCAGCUGGAGUUCAGAGUACAGCUCUGCGCGAAGUCCAGCCGUGGCCACGACCUCAGGAUUUCUGCUGACCAGCCUGGAGGGCUGUUUUUCUGAGAACAUUCUUUCCUUCUAUUGACUACAGGCCAGAAACCAUCCCAAUGGGAUGCUCCAGAUUUGUAGCACCCUCAGGGAAACACCAAGUUGGGCUGGGAACUGAGUGCAAAGGAUGAGAAAAACUGUUCUGUAAGUGGGUCAGUCCUCAGGGCCAUAUUUUCCCAUCACUGUGACAUCCUGCCUGGAAUUGAGUGCUAGGGACUUUUGGCUUUCCUGAUCCUAGUGGGGUAUGUGAGUUGAAAACUUUUUUCCUUUGUCAGACCGUUUGGUUUUCACAAAGCUAAGCCAAGGUUGCUGGGUACUCCUGCUUCAAGUUGUUGAAGGGGUCCCUGGCCCAGCCCUUCUGGUUUGAGUUGAGGCUGGAGAGAGUCUAGAAACACAGCCACCCUCUGGGUCCUCUCCAAGCCUUACUGGACCGUUCAUAUUCUCAAGAUGCCUGUGAGAGAUUAGCUCUAAAAUACCUCUUCCAGAAUUUCUGAGUACAAAGAACCCCAGAAUCCAGAGCAAACCAGACCCCCCUGUGAACUUUGCAGGAGGAUUCGGACUCAGAGAGGGCCCUUGAGCUGACAAGUCCUCCUCUCCCCUCUCCCCACUCACUGAUCCAGCCUGGGCAUGGAGUGGACUUUUUGUGGGUGGCUGUGACUGGACUUUCAAAUCCAGACUUGUAGGUAUUCUGAUAGGGAAAAAACACUCACCUAAGUCCUGCCCACUUGCAUGAAGAUACCGAGGCCAAGAAAGAUGAAGUGACUAACAGUGUCAUAUACUGACAUCAUAGUGUAAAGAAAAGAGCAGUGGCUUUUGAGUUAUACUGUCCUAGGAUUAUAACAGGCUGUGCUACCUACUAUGUGACUUUGGCCACUUAAUCUCACUGAGACUUGAUUGAUAAAACCUUGCCCUGUUGUGAGGUAUUGAAUGAGAUCAAGUGCCCAUCAGUGUCUGGCACACUGAGUGUGGUUCCUGUACUGGCAACACUAGCAUCACCCGGGAACUUGUUAGAAAGGCAAUUUCUUGGACCCAGCCCACUCCUGAUGGAAUUAGAAACUCUGGGAGGGGGCCCAACAACCUGUGUUUAAACCACCCCUCCAGGUGAUUCUGAUGUACCCUAAGGUUUGGGAACCACUGCAACAAAUGUUCGUUUCUUCUCCCCUUAAAGAGCCUUUCCAAAAUCACAUGGUCUCUCCAGGGGUCUCUGGUCUUCAGAGUCAUUCACAGAAGGUAAAGGACAGACUAUAUCAGAAGCAAAAGAAAAACUGUAUGUGUGUGCAUGUGUGGUGUGUAUUGCUUGCUGGUGAGUGCAUCCUGAGGGCCAUUUCAACACCAUGAGAACUGAGGGAUGUAACAUGUUAAGCCCUUUAGAGGGCAGUGUUGCCCACUUGUGGAAACUGGUACAGAAAGGAAUGUGAAUUUACCCGAAAUUGACCUUUCUCUGUUAUCUUCUCAGAAAAUUGUCAGACCACGUAUUUUCUAAUUUAUUUUAAGUUUGUUAUUUAAUUGUUUAUUAUUUGCAUUUAAUUUUAUUAAAGCACCACAUUUAUAAAAUAAUAGGAACAGCAAAUUUCUGAAUAGAAGACUACUGUAGCUCUCUCCAAAACCUGAGGGUGAAUGUCGUUCCCCUUCAGAGGGGAAAUUUUUUUCAGUGUUUUAAAUGACCCUUUAAAGUAAGUGGGGAAGUUCUGAAUAGAGACUCCGUAAGCCAAGCUUAAGUUUGUAAAUUGUAUUGAAUUGUGGGAUAUGUAAAUGAUGCAAACAUAUUUAUCCUGAAGGUACUUUGCCAGCAGAGAACACUUGAUCUGGAAAGAGAACCCAUUUAGUAACGAAACAGAAACAAAAACAAAAAAAACUAGAAGCGUGUGAAAGAAGCCUGGUGAGCUAUGAAGUUAUGUUCUGUGGGUGACAGACAAAAUAACUUGUGUUUUUGUAGUGAUAUGCUGUAUUUUCACUUUGAGAUCUGUAAGAGAUCUGUAAGCUAUCUCUAAGAAUAUACUUAUAUUGUCUUUGAUUUCCAUUCCUACAACUGUAAUAUUGAAAAAUAUGUUGAAAAAUCUUUGGGACCACACACACAAAAAACUUGGCUGUAUUAUUUAAUUAUUUAAUAUACAUAAGUUUAUCCAGUCUACCCCACACUUCCCAAUGAUGGCACUGUGUCUGAAGAAGUAUAAUUUCAAUGCUAGGGGGAAGGGAAUUGGUAUUUCUGUAUUUUAAUAUUUCCUAUAAAUUGCAAUUGAUCUGUACCCUGAUUUAUUUUGAAGUUGAUAUUAGUCUCUUUUUAAACUGGUGUCAUUUUUUAGACUACCUUGCACAGAUACUCGAAUUUUAGAUCACCAGAAUGUACUUCAUAUUGUCAUUUGUGUUUUUAUGUCAUACAGUUACAAUAACUCUCCAAUUCCUUCUUUUAUUAAGGUUUAAGUUUGACUUCUGUUCUUCCAGUGCCUAAGCUAUUCCUUAGAAAUAAACUGGGAACUUUUGGAAGUAUAGCAAGCUUUUCCUAUCAUUAGAGCAUUUUGAGUGUGUCCAGGUCCUAACUUCUGAAAUUCUAAUUUCAGCAGCCCAAUUUGCAUCUAAGGAAGAUUGUCUCUUUUGAAACAAUACUUUGCACAUAAUAGGAGCUUUAUGAAUGCAUUUGAAUUAUUUAAUUGAAUGCUUAGUUAUGUUAACAGGAAUUUGUUGCUAAUGAAAGAUCCUAUGUGUCUCUGAGCUUGGUGCCUCCACCAGGAUUUGUCAAAUUCGGUUAAAUUUAUCCUAGAGACCAAUAUUUAUUUCUUUGUGGGAAUGUGAGCGAAGCUUUCCCUCAAGGGUUUCAUUCUACAAACUAACAGGUUGAAAAUGGUAUGUUGUAAUAGGGAGAAGGGAAAGGGGUAUUUAGAUUACAAGCAUACUUCAGAAAAAUGUUGGAGUUUGAAAAAUAAAUGUUUGUACCAAGUGUUCAAGUGCCUCUCAGUUUCUUGGGUUUGAAAUCAUUUGGAUUGUUUUCUUUCACAAUAAAGGAGACUCAUUUGGCUCCACA